Messenger RNA from Moneuplotes crassus, 740 nucleotides. The record is from the annotation of a GenBank genome assembly. NCBI's taxonomy places the organism in Eukaryota, Ciliophora, Spirotrichea, Euplotida, Euplotidae.
UUUUCUCCAACUUUGCAAACAGCACAAACUCAGCCUCUAUCCCAAUGUGGGGAUAUUCUGGGUUACUUCAUGAGCUCAGCUCCAUGUACUGAAUGGAUAGUAUUGAUGAAGAAGCAUUAUCAAGCCAAAGCUAUUGAUUUUGCUCCUCUCUAAGUAGUCUGAAUGAGGUUGCACCUGUAGAAGAUAACAGGGAUAAACAAAAUGACCAUGAGCUAGCUAAAAGUAAUGAUUUCAGUUGGAACUCUAAAGCAUCUGUCUUCAAAUGUGUUAACCAAAAGAAGUCUCAUACUAGUUUGUAUGAGAAAGAAACUUUUUCAGAAGACAGUGAGGAAUACAAAAGUGGAGCACAAAUGCCAAAGAAACGCAAGCGCAAGACUAAGGAGCUUAAUAUCAGGAAAAAACUUACGACUUUGAGGUCAAGAAUCCUUAGUAAUCGUGUGGCUGAGUUUAAUUCUUCCUAUAAGAAAGCUAAGAGUGCAAAUAGAAAGAGUCUUAAGAGAAGGUCGAAGUAUAUUGGAGUAUCUAAAAACAACUCUAAUUGGCAAGCCCUCAUUAAUAUUGGGCAAAUUAAAAAGUACAUUGGAACUUUUUCAAAUGAAUUGCAAGGAGCUAGAGCAUAUGACUUGUAUUCAGUCGCAUUAAGAGGUGAAGAAGGAGCACUCAACUUUGAUUAUAGUGCUCAGGAUAUGCUUGAAAGAAUUGAUUAUUUCCUUAAGCACAAGAGUGUUAAAUUUGAUUAA